AUGCUUUGGUUCUGCAAGCGAGGCGAGAAGCUCAAAUGGGAAAGGCAGUACUUCAGUCACUGUUCAAGUGAGCAGAGCAUGCCCAACCGCUUGGUGAGUAGCUUGCUAGAAUCCCCAUGUGGGACUGCACUGAAGAUUGAUGAUGAAAACAAAGUUGCACUUAUACGCAACUAUUGUCCAUCGAGUAUCUUCUGUACAGGCACACAUACCCUUUCUCCUGCCCCACUGUGGGCUCUGGCUUCGAUGGCGCUAGAAGUAAUGAGGGUGGGGGUGCUGCUGUGUGGGAGCAUGUGGUCCCUGGAUGGGAAGAAGUUUCUGGCUCCGGUGCGCAGCGCCCCCUGGAGGCUUUUAGUUGUAAAAACCUCUCCAAUGGCAGUUUGCAAUUUUAUGUCUCAUGAAAAGUGCCUGAAGCAUGUGAAGAUACCAUGCGCCUGUAUUGCCCCAGGUCUUGUAAGGGUUCCAGUUGCACAUUGUCUAGGACCUCCUGGACACUAUAAGAGAAAGUUUUGUGCUGUCUGCAGAAAGCAGUUAGAGACUCCAGCAUUUCGUUGUGAAGUGUGUGAGCUACACGUGCAUACAGAUUGUGCCCCGUUUGCUUGCAGCGACUGUCGUCAGACCCAUCAGGACGGUCAUCAGGAUCAUGACACAUACCAUCAUCACUGGAGGGAGGGGAAUCUUCCUUCCAGUGCACGGUGCAAAGUGUGCAAGAAAACAUGUGGUUCUUCAGAGGUGCUCUCGGGGAUGAGAUGCGAAUGGUGUGGCAUUCUGGCUCAUGCUGCUUGCUGUGUGAUUAUACCUCCAGAAUGUACAUUUGGAAGGCUAAGAAAUAUGAUUCUUCCUCCGAACUGUGUGCGCUUAUUUUCUCGCAACUUCAGUAAAAUGCACUGUUUUCGGAUAUCGGAAAGCUUACAGACUGAACCAGAUGACGAUGACGAUGUCGAUAGUUCAACGCAAGGAUCGCUGAAGGAACCCCAGGCUUCAACAGACUCAAGCAAACAAAUGUUAAAAAUAUAUGAUGGGAAUGACGCUGUAAAACGCAAUCAGUAUCGGCUUAUUACGGUUCCACGCAUUGCAAAGCAGGAAGAAGUUGUGGAGGCCGCAUUGAGGGCGUACUACAUAAAUGAUGAUCCUAAGGACUACGAACUUCAGACGUUCACCCAGCAGGCUUUGUUUUGUGAUGACGUCAUUAAUAGGAAUGACGCGACUGAAGAAUCCCAUCCCGGGUCAGUAUUCCGAGAAGCUGUUCCUGAAGCCUGGAUCAUCAGAGCCAAACCAAAAGACAACGAAGUAAUAAAGAUUUAUCCUGCUUGGCUCAAGGUUGGAAUGGCCUGUGUCUCAAUACGAAUAAAGAAAGAAAGCACUACCCAGAUGGUAAUUAAAGAAGUCCUCCCAUUACUUGGAUACCAGUCGGAAUGCCCCCAAAACUUCAGAUUGGUGGAAGUGCUCAUGGGUUGCAAGCAAGUUCAGCGAAUGGUGCUGGAUGAUCAUGAACUGACUCUCAACAGAUUUCAAGACGUAAGAAAGACUUCACUACGCCAAAUGAACCAAACCAGAUUUUACAUUGUAGAGAACAAUACGUCUGUUGUGCAGGUGCAUUUGUUUGUGGGUGGCCUGCCACCUCAUCUCUCUGCUGCAGAAUACACAAACAUCCUCAAGGAUGAAUUAACCAUCAAAACAAAUUUAGUUUCUGUGAGUCAUGUGUAUUCAUCUCAAGGUGCUGUCGUACUAAACAUUUCAUGUUUUUCGGAAGCUGAAAGACUGUAUAUGCUAGCUAAAGAUACCACUGUUAAUGACAAGCCGUUAACUGCUGUAGUGAUCCCUGAAGUUCUGCAUUCCAAACUCCCCCAGAACUGCUGUCCGCUGCUUGUCUUUGUGAACCCGAAAAGCGGAGGCCUUAAAGGUCGGGAUUUGCUGUACAGUUUUAGAAAACUGUUGAAUCCUCACCAAGUCUUUGAACUGACGAAUGGAGGACCACUGCCUGGGCUUCAUGCAUUCUCUCAGAUCCCGUGCUUUCGAAUAUUGGUAUGUGGUGGCGAUGGCACUGUUGGUUGGGUUCUCGGUGCACUGGAAGAAAUCCGGCACAAGCUCGUCUGUUCAGAGCCAUCUGUGGCUAUUUUACCUUUAGGCACAGGUAAUGACUUGGGGAGGGUGCUGCGCUGGGGUGCUGGAUAUAGUGGUGAAGAUCCAUACUCCAUUCUGUUAGCUGUCGAGGAAGCAGAUGAUGUGCUCAUGGAUCGCUGGACCAUCCUCUUAGAUGCACAAGAGGCCAUUGAAAGUUCGGAAAACGGCGUAUUGGAGCCUGAGCCUCCUAAGAUUGUACAGAUGAACAAUUACUGUGGGCUUGGAAUCGAUGCAGAGCUCAGUCUAGGCUUUCAUCAUGCCAGAGAAGAAGAACCAGACAAAUUCAACAGCAGGUUUCAUAACAAGGGUGUCUACGUAAAAGUUGGCCUGCAGAGAAUGAGUCACACAAGAAAUCUUCAUAAAGAAAUAAAACUUCAAGUGGACCAGCAUGAAGUUGAGCUUCCAAGUAUUGAGGGUCUUAUUUUCAUUAAUAUCCCCAGCUGGGGCUCUGGUGCUGAUCUGUGGGGCUCUGAUAAUGAUAAUCGGUUUGAGAAGCCAAGAAUUGACGAUGGCUUACUGGAAGUUGUUGGCGUCACCGGAGUCGUUCACAUGGGCCAGGUCCAGGGUGGCCUCCGUUCAGGCAUCCGCAUUGCCCAAGGCUCCUACUUUCGCUUGACCCUUCUGAAGCCCAUCCCUGUGCAAGUAGAUGGAGAGCCCUGGAUCCAGCCACCAGGCCAGAUAAUUAUUUCUGCUGCAGGACCAAAGGUUCAUAUGUUAAAGAAAUCAAAACAGAAGCAGAAAAAAACUGGGUAUGUGAAAGACUCCAGAACCGAGAGCACGGCGUCUGGUGACAUGGGCCGUUGACCGAG
Messenger RNA from Gekko japonicus, 2930 nucleotides. It is a transcript of the gene DGKQ, whose product is annotated as diacylglycerol kinase theta. Bases 1 to 2925 code for a protein of 974 amino acids. Lineage: Eukaryota; Metazoa; Chordata; Lepidosauria; Squamata; Gekkonidae. The transcript is spliced from 23 exons. Gene Ontology annotation, biological process: diacylglycerol metabolic process; lipid phosphorylation; intracellular signal transduction. Gene Ontology annotation, molecular function: ATP-dependent diacylglycerol kinase activity. The record is from RefSeq and is a predicted model, not a curated record.